Molecule: messenger RNA, 2359 nt
Organism: Rhineura floridana
Lineage: Eukaryota; Metazoa; Chordata; Lepidosauria; Squamata; Rhineuridae
Gene: GPRIN2
Product: G protein regulated inducer of neurite outgrowth 2
Exons: 3
Coding region: 167-1945 (592 amino acids)
Biological process (GO): neuron projection development
Cellular component (GO): plasma membrane
Source: RefSeq, a predicted model, not a curated record
AGCAUCAUCCUUUGGGGAAGUCUCCAUCCCUUCAAGGUGUCCUGGCCUGUGGCAAGUCUGGAUGUGAAAUCUCAGUGUGUGAAAGAAAGGGAUACUCAGCUGGGAGUUAAUGUCACGUGCUCCUCCUGUUUUGUUUCUUGCUAUUAAAUGAGAACUUUUCAUUGCCAUGGAAACCAACAGUCACCGGCACCACAUCCAUUCCUACCAUGAAACCUUAAACUCGGUUUGCCACAGUACUCUGAAUCUAAACCACCACCCUCUCUCAAAGAGCUCCUCAAAUCUGGCAGGCAUUGGACGAAUUGAUUCUGGGGAAAAACAGAACAGCAAACAGGAGCUCCGAAAAAGCUUCAGCAGUUCUGCCUGCCAAGCCCAGCUGAGGGAGAAUGAUGUCGGAAGCACACCUAGCUCUGAAUGGUCUUCAAUCUACUCAGAAAUUGCAUCCACUGUCAGAGCUGUGAGUGGUUUAUCUCCAAGUGACAGUGCACAGAGUACCACCAAAAGCACAAACCACUUCCUGUGUGUUGACCAGUCCCCAGCACCUGUAGAAGGGGCAGGCACUAGGACACACAUCAAGAGCAGUACUGUUGAGAAUGUGUCUUUAGCCUGUGGUGCAAAUCUGCAGCAGGUGAGUGCAAUGGAAGGGCUUGGAGCUGCUGUCCAGAGAAGCCUUUCCGACCUGACUUGUAGCUGUAAGCAACAAAGCUCUGCUCCCCACAUGGAGACAAGUGCCACAUACUCUGCUAUGAGUUCCAACAACAAUUACGGUGCUUCAGCAGGCAAUGUAGUUUUUCCAAGACCAAGAUAUGGAUUUGACACAUGUGAAAAUGCUGCAGAUUUUCAAAGUCAUAUGACUUGUGUCCCAAGUUUGCCUACAGACCAAAAUGUGCCUGGAACCAUCUUCGACAAUGGUGCUGUACCGCAAACUGUUACUGUUUUUACAGAUCCUGGAGCAUAUCACACAACUGUUUUUGGAUCACAUAUGCCUGGAGACAAUUUCUCAAACAGGGCAAUGUAUGCUCAGGGUGGAAUUGUAUAUAGUAAUUUUUCAGCUGGCAUGUACCCGCCUGACAUGGUGGCCAUCCAUAAUAGUACCACUGUGCCCUAUAGCAUGAGGCAGCAGGAGUCUGCUAUGAAGACAGAAGGUACCAUUCCAGCCUAUUGCCAUUCACUGCCAAUACCUUCUGUUCAGUCCAUUCCAAGGUUGGUCUGCUCAGUUAGUGAAUCGGGGAAAGAGCAAGUAAAUCCUGGGUAUUGUCAGUCUUUGCCUGCUACUGAAACGGCAACCCUUCUGAAGCUUGUGUCAUCUGUGAGUGAAUCAGGUCUGGAUGCAAAACGUAUCCUUAGAUGUUGUAGUGUGCGUGGAGAAUACAUGAUGCAUACUCAGCCUUAUGUACAAUCAAGCAGGGUCCAAGAGGAAAUGAAGACGACGUAUGUGGUGUGGAAUAGCCACCAAGAUGGCGUUAAUGUUGUCCUGAAGUCUAAGGACACAGGGACGAUGACCUCCAUGAAUGCCAUCACCCAGGGAUUGCAGCCUCCACUUGAGUGCAAAGAUGUAGAAGUACAAACCAUCACAACAAUGGAAUGUAAAUCAGUGGCAACAAGCCCCUCUGUUGUGGCAGAAAGCUGCCCUCAUGUGUUCCCAGAGGUUAAUGUGGAACCCGAGGCAGAGGAUGAAAAGUCUCCAGUGCGGGAAGUGAGGUGGGAUGAUGAAGGCAUGACAUGGGAAGUCCAUGGUGCAGCUGUUGAUCCUGAGGUCCUUGGGUUGGCCAUUCAGAAACAUCUUGAGAUUCAGAUAGAACAGUUUCAGACUGAACCUGUGGAGCUCUCAAGGAAAAGUACAGAGGAACUGCCAGCUAAAGAGGAAAAGAAAACGUAUUUCAGAACAAUGAUGCGUUGUCUAAGAAAUCCAGCCUGUUGUGUCCGUUCCAGCACAGCAGUGGAAUAAACUUUCCUAGGUGACUGCAAGAUCUAAUUUUAUAUUUUUAAAAAACAAUAGUUGCAAAUAAACACUGUACCUUUUUAAUGCUGGUUCAGAAUGUGGAAUCCCUUGGGAACUGAGUUGGAAACUGAGGUGGUAUAAAAUAGAACUUUACAGUGUUGAGACUCCAGGGAGGGUUUUUUUAAAGAACUUAUCUCUGAAAGAUGAUCUGCACAUUACUUGGAAAGAAGUAGUUGAAUUUUGCAGUGUUUCCCUUUAGAUUGUAGGUAGGAUUGGGAUUUUAUUUUUGAAUGCUGAACACAUAAAAAAAAACCCUCACAGCAUGCAGUAAACUAGUACAUGAGAGGGAGAACUCUUUUAAACUUUUCUGCCUAACUACAUUUAGAGAGUUUUUUUGAGGAUGUGUGUUUUGAAUUUAGU